This is a messenger RNA of Chelmon rostratus (copperband butterflyfish), 1418 nucleotides long. RefSeq names its product uracil nucleotide/cysteinyl leukotriene receptor. Gene Ontology annotation, biological process: phospholipase C-activating G protein-coupled receptor signaling pathway; positive regulation of Rho protein signal transduction. NCBI's taxonomy places the organism in Eukaryota, Metazoa, Chordata, Actinopteri, Chaetodontiformes, Chaetodontidae. Gene Ontology annotation, molecular function: G protein-coupled receptor activity. Bases 86 to 1006 code for a protein of 306 amino acids. The transcript has 2 exons. The record is from RefSeq and is a predicted model, not a curated record. Gene Ontology annotation, cellular component: membrane.
UCCACUUCACCUGUUCCUCGUUCUGACACUCUCUAGCUUUCUCUAUCCCUGCAAUUACAGGUUGAUCCUCUCUGCAACAACAACAAUGAACUUCUCUGAGGAGGAAAUGGAGGGCUUCUUUGGCAGCGACUCCCACCAAGAGAACGUUAUCUUUUCUACGUUUUACAGCCUCAUUUUCAUCAUCGCUGUGCCUGGGAACGCCUUGGCACUCUGGGCCUUCUUUCACCAGGACAGCACAUCUCCAUCUCAGGUCUUCCUGAGGCACCUGUCGGUAGCAGAUAUCUCUUAUGUACUCAUUUUACCCAUGCGUAUUGUUUACCACCUGUCUGACAGCCACUGGCCUUUUGGACAUGUAUUCUGUCAACUAGCAGGCUUCCUUUUUUACUUAAACAUGUACUGCAGCCUGUACCUGAUGAGUUUCAUCAGCCUGGAUAGAUUUCUGGCUGUGGUUCUACCUAUAAAAUCACAGUCAGUCAGGAAGGCUAUCUAUGCAAAAGUAGGUGCUACCAUACUUUGGGUGACAGUUAUUGUGUCUAUGAGUCCUAUACUUUUCUCUAAAAAGAACGUGACCAUCAACUCCACUGGAAUCUGCAACAAGCUGUACUUAGAAAAGACGUCGCCCACAGCUUUAGUUUCCACUGUUGUGGCAUUUGUUAUUCCGCUCAGUACCAUAGUGGUUUCCUACAUACUGAUUCUGUUGAAACUAAGGACAGUGAAGCGACAACCAGUGAAGGACAAAGCUAUAAAAAUGAUCAUACUCAUCGUGAUGAACUUCCUGCUUGCAUUUGUGCCUUAUCAUGUGAGCAGGGUUAUCUACAUCAAAAGCCACAGUCACGGCCAUAUGACUGCGGCAAGCCUCCAGUCUCUGGGAAGAGCCAAUCGGAUCACAUCUGCACUGACCUGUAUUAGUGGCAUACUGGAUCCUGUGAUGUAUUUCUUCCUGAACAAUGCAUACAGGGACAAAUUGCUUCAACUGUUCUGUAAAAACAGGCAAGAGGAUCAAUAAGUGAUAUAUGUCACGUAGACAAUACUUUUUCUUUUUUUAAUAAAUUGUCCUUUUUUUUAUCAUUGUAAGAAAGGUGUUCUGACAUUCAACUUUGGCAUAAUACUGUAUAUUCAUGUGAUCUCUAAGAUGUAGGAGUACAAAGUAAUCAAAGUUAUACAUAUCUAUAUCCAACUAUAUCUAUAUCUAUAUAUCAUUUAAAAAAAUAUAUGACUACGCUUGAAACCUUGAUGCAGUCAGGAGUCAAGUCUGAUACCCGCUUCAUGAGGUACUUAUGAAGCGGGUUUAGUCGUACAAUUUCUACAUACCUGUCUACAACUAUUGCUAUUGCUACUAUAGAAAAAUAAUUAUAGCAUAAUUUUAGAUAUUCGAGGGUUCAGUGGCACGAAUUGUCAGUAUGUAGCCCUCGAUACAA